CCCGUCUUUUUGAGCCACCCCGAGGGCCGCGCGCGCGCCGUCGGCGAACUAGUCUCCUAUUAUCUCCACCAGGGGUCUCUAGGCGCUCCAGGAGAAGCCUCCGUACUCGUAUCGAGCGCACCAAGCGACCCCGGGCAGAAAGCUCCUCGGAUCUCAGUUCCAGGUGUCCUCGCAGUUGACCGCGGCGCACGCACGCGGUGAACGAGAAAGGCUGCGGCAAAGCAGCUGAAUCGGCUCAGGACAUCCGUCGCGCCGCCCUGAGAAAGCAGCGCCGCGUAUCAACGAGCACAAUGCGACUACGAACCCAAUGCUUACUACUCUGCGCAACAAACGCAGCCGCGCUGCAGCUCCAACCAGCCCCGCAGCUCAUCUUACUACUCUGCGCAACAAACGCAGCCGCGCUGCAGCUCCAACCAGCCCCGCAGCUCAUCAAAAGACCACACCAGCAGCCGCGCGUCAUCCUCACGACCGAACAAGUGGAAAAGCUCGAGCGCAGCGUCGCCGCGGCGCUGCCGGCCGUCGGGCAGUGGGCCGCGUUCGGCGGCGUCGUGUCUGCGUUCACUGGUUUCCUCUGGGGAUGGGCCGGCCUGCCCGCGGCAGGGCUCUACGCGUCGUCCGUCGCGAGCGGGACGGCGUGGGCCCUCGCCUGGGAUCACAUCAUGCCGGGCGGCUCGUACGCGGCGUCCUUUUUAUAUCGUCUCCACGCCAUCGACGCGUCUGCUCGAUGGCGUCUGCUCGAUGGCGUGCCGGUGACGCGAUGUCAGCUCGCUGGACCUCCACGCUAUCGACGCGACGUCAGCUCGACUCACUGGUAACACACGCAGGUGGCCGGCGAGUCGCCGAGAUGAUGGGCGGCACGACGGUCGGCGUGCCGUGUAGCGUUCGCGACGCCGUGGCAAAGACCGCCGCCGCCGCGAAAAUGCCCGCGCCGGCCGCGUACAUCGUGCCGACCAAGGAACCGAACGCGUUUGCCGCGGGCCGCGGCCGCGACCGCGUCGUGGCCGUGACGCAAGGGCUCGUGGAUCUCCUCGACCGGCGCAGACCCGUGCCGAAAUCUCGACGACGUACCUCGCGUCGAUAGCGUGCCUGCGCGUCGAGGCCAAGCAGCCACACCACGCCAUCGCCACGCCGCGCAAGUCGCGAAGAAAGGACACCGCGACGCAGGCGGGAGCUCGAGGCCGUCGUGGCCCACGAAGUCGGCCACCUCAAGCACGGCGACACGGGCCGCGCCGCACAAGCCGCGGCCAUGCUCUCGGGCCUCUCGGCCGCGAAACGCGCCGGCGACCGCAUGGUAGCGAACAAGCGAAAAGAGAAAUCGGACGCGUCCGUCGCCGCGGCCCUCGCCGCCGCGGGCGCCGCCUCGUCGGCCGCGGGGCUGCUGCUCCGUCUCGCAUGAAUCCGCGCGCAAAAUCACGCGGGCGAUGGCGUGGAGGUGGGAGCCUCGCCGAAGACUAAAAAAUCGCAACGCAGGCGGGAAGCCGGCGCGACGAGUUCGCCGCGGACGCCGUCGCCGCGCAGUUCGUCGACGCCGGCGCGCUGGCGGGCGCGCUCAAGAAGAUCGAGGCCGCGGGCGCGCCGCGGGACAAGCUGCACGCGCGGGCGGGCGCCUACGCGCACGCGUACUUUAGCAACGACGACGGGCCGUCGCGCUGGCUCCGGACGCACCCGACCGUCGAGGCUCGGAUCAACGCUCUAAAAUCGGGCGCGCCGCCCGGACGCGCGCCGCCGCCGGCCUGGGCGCGGUUCGCCGCCGAGGCCGUCGCGGAGUCGGUCUCGUAAAUUUCCCUACUUUUCUCUUCUGCGGCGACGCAGCGGCGUGGCGCGUCGAUUGCGUGCGACCUCAACGCACCGCCCCGACAUCACUCCACGCCGUCGCCGCGGCCGGGAAGCGACGCGAAAGCAGCACGCCGUCGCCGUGAUGCGCAGGACGCCGCGCGCAAUCCGCUCUGUCACGGAAACGACUCCUAGUCCACCAGAUCUGAGGAUACCACGGCACCGCCGCGACGCCGCCGACGCGAUCAACAGAAAGUGAACAAAAGUAAAC
Messenger RNA from Pelagomonas calceolata, 2044 nucleotides. Lineage: Eukaryota; Pelagophyceae; Pelagomonadales; Pelagomonadaceae. The record is from the annotation of a GenBank genome assembly.